This is a messenger RNA of Cryptomeria japonica (Japanese cedar), 1798 nucleotides long. RefSeq lists its product as uncharacterized. Gene Ontology annotation, cellular component: endoplasmic reticulum membrane. The record is from RefSeq and is a predicted model, not a curated record. The transcript is spliced from 11 exons. Lineage: Eukaryota; Viridiplantae; Streptophyta; Pinopsida; Cupressales; Cupressaceae. The coding region runs from base 193 to 1215 and encodes 340 amino acids.
UACCAUUUAAUUUUAAGGGAACAUGCCCCUUUAAACUGAAUAUCCUCGAAGAACACGGUACAAUAUAGAGCUGAUUAAGGAUCUUCGUUAACUAUAGUUAAGAUCUGCAAGUUAUACAGAGUCUAAUAAACCACGUCUUCCAUAUGUUUCAACCUGGGAAAAGAAUAGGGAAAACGAACAAGGAGAUAGAAUAUGGAUUUGGUUUCCAUUUUCAGUUUUUCGCCUUGGAUGUUUGUUUCGUCUUUUCUGGUGCUGUUUGUGUUGAUAUGGAUCCUAACUUAUGCUGUUGAGGGCUUAAGGGCGAUGGAAUCUAGCUCCAGGGCUGAUGGGUCUACAGUGUUUCUGGAGGAUCCCAGUUCCCUUAAAAAGGUGCUAUGCCCGUCAAUUUUUGAUCCUCCAGAGAAGUACAUAUCUCUAAUAAUUCCUGCAUAUAAUGAAGAAUUGAGGUUGCCUGGAACAAUUGAUGAGACCUUAAGUUAUCUUCAACAACGUGCUUCUGUAGACAAGUCAUUCUCAUAUGAAGUGGUAAUUGUUGAUGAUGGGAGUACCGAUGGCACAGUAAAGGUUGCUUUUGACUAUGUGAAGAAAUUUUCUGUAGAUAACGUAAGGGUCAUUCGGUUGGGAGCAAAUUAUGGCAAAGGAGCAGCUAUCAGAAAGGGAAUGCUCCAUGCACGUGGUGAGAUUCUUCUAAUGUUGGAUGCUGAUGGGGCGACAAAAAUAACUGAUCUGGGAAAACUUGAAAAUCAGAUUAAAGAAUAUGCUGAAAAGGAGAUUAUCAAGGAAAGUAAAAUAAGCAGUGGUUCAAUUACAAAGAUUUGCAAUAUAUCAGUUGCUGCAUUUGGUUCUCGGGCUCAUUUGGAGAAGCAGGCUAUAGCAACUCGCAAGUGGUAUCGCAACAUUUUAAUGAAAGGAUUCCAUUUGUGUGUCCUCUUAGUUGCUGGUGCCGGAGUCAAAGACACUCAGUGUGGCUUCAAAAUGUUCACAAGAGCUGCGGCACGCCGACUUUUCAUCAAUAUGCGCCUUAAAAGGUGGUGUUUUGAUGUGGAAUUAGUAUAUCUAUGUAAACGUAUAAACAUUCCUAUCAUAGAAAUAUCUGUCACCUGGACAGAGAUCCCUGGUUCUAAAGUCCGUAUGACAAGUAUAAUAUAUAUGUUAUUGGAGUUGGUUCUAGUUCGCCUUGGUUAUGGUCUUCACAUAUGGAAAAUUCACAACUAGGCUGAUGAAUGACAUUUUUGCCAAAUCCCCAUUCAAAUGUGUCAAAGUUAUAAACAACUAACAAGCCUUAUAGGCCACCAUUCUGGAAAUAGUCUGAAAACAUAUUACCAGGUCACGCUGAUAUUUUCAGGAAGGGUAACAUUUUUGGCUGGAGAAAUUCUACCACUUUGAUUUGAUAACUAAGUGGAUUAGCUUGGCAUAAGAUUUAACAGAUUUGGAGCAUCAUAGUGGGUUCAAAUUAUUUAUAAUUAGCAUUGACAGAUGAAAAUAACAAGUCUCUGAUUCUAAUGAUUCAAGGGUGAUAUAGGGGCAUACAUGUUGUUUCCACACCGGAUUUGUCAUACAGCAGUCUCUCUCAACUCUUGGUUGCUGUACACAGCUCUUCACAUGGAGUAUUUUCUUAUAUGUAAUAUAUUUAUGGGCAAGAAGAUGAGAGACACUCCAAAAUCACAUUCGUGCAUUACGCAUUUACUUUGCUAAGCCCAAUUCGUUCUCAUGCUUGCUUGCACAUGUAAUGUAUUAAUUUUAACAUGUUGCAUAUGGUCUGACUUUUAGUGCUAUUUAAUAUUUUGGUUCUGUUCAA